GCGAAAGUGCGUCCCCGCCCCCGCUCCCGGUUCCGUGGGGAGUCUCUGCGAUCUCUCUGUCACCUCACAGUAGUCGUUGCUGGUUGCGGGCGUGGGGGCGCGAGUAGCGCAGGGCGGCCUCUCCCCCGCCCUCAGGCCGGGCCCGGGCUCGGUCCCCCGCUCCCUCCUUUCCCCACCCCGGUCGGGUACCGGAAGGUCCAAGCCGCUGCCGGUGCCCGAGGGCCAUCGUGGCCGCCGCCACGGGUCCUGAUGGAGCCGCCGAAUCUCUAUCCGGUGAAGCUCUACGUGUACGACCUGUCCAAGGGCUUGGCCCGGCGGCUCAGCCCCAUCAUGCUGGGGAAACAACUGGAAGGCAUCUGGCACACCUCUAUAGUUGUACACAAGGAUGAGUUCUUCUUCGGCAGUGGCGGUAUUUCCAGCUGUCCCCCGGGAGGGACAUUGCUUGGGCCCCCAGACACUGUGGUUGAUGUGGGGAGCACAGAAGUCACAGAAGAAAUCUUUCUGGAAUACCUGUCCUCCCUGGGGGAGUCUCUGUUCCGAGGAGAAGCCUACAAUCUUUUUGAACACAACUGUAACACCUUUAGCAAUGAAGUGGCGCAGUUCCUGACUGGGCGGAAGAUCCCUUCUUACAUCACUGACCUGCCCUCUGAAGUUCUCUCAACGCCAUUUGGACAAGCACUUCGGCCCUUCCUGGACUCCAUCCAGAUCCAGCCUCCUGGAGGGAACUCUGUGGGCAGACCCAAUGGCCAAAGCUAACAGGACUGCACGGGACCGCCCGCCUCUCCAGGGCUUUUCCUUUUUAAACAAAACAAACCCUACCAGAUUUCUAUUUUAUAAUUUUACAUCAGAGCUAACGGGGACGGCUUUUUAAAUUUCCCAGGGAAGGAGCUUGUCAGGCUGCACGUAGGACAAUGCUCCUAAGAAACAGAACAAAUGCCAUCCCUUCUAAUAGUAUUAUACUAAUUUAUUAAGGCUGUCUUGUCUGUGAGUUCACUUUUGACGCUGUUGCCUGAGCGUCCUCUACACUGGAGAGAGAGGGGGCGCUUUUUAAACAGAAAGCAAGAGUUACAAUCUGGGA
Messenger RNA from Cricetulus griseus (Chinese hamster), 1078 nucleotides. The record is from RefSeq and is a predicted model, not a curated record. Lineage: Eukaryota; Metazoa; Chordata; Mammalia; Rodentia; Cricetidae.